AAUUUAUACCCGCUGCAAUGCCCUCCACCAACCUUAACCAGCUUCUCCUCACUGCUGUGGCCCUCUCUACUCGCCUACUGCUGCUCUGGCAGGGCUCUAACGAGUGGCUGGGCAAGAGGAUAGAGAUCAGUACACCAGUCAAUCAAUGGAUGAGAGUUCGUGAGGGUACUGCUCUAUCUACCAGUGGGUCAUCACCAUAUGCUGGAGAUGUUUUCCAUGAGGUACCUCUGAUUCUCUACCUGUUUGAAGGGCUCCAUAGUCUUGGAGAGUGGGCAGUCGGUAUUUUCUUUGUGGUUGUGGAUUUACUGGUGGCCGUCUGUUUAGCACAAAUUGCUACCUCACAUCGAUCACGCCAGAUCUCCAGACAGCAGUCCUCCAGUGGUGAGUACGGUAAAGGAGUGGAGGCCAUCUUGGUGAAGGAGGACAACUCACUACCUCUCUUUGUAGCACUCGUGUACCUACUGAACCCCUACUCCAUAGUCACCUGUGCUGGCUUCUCCACCAUCACCCUCACUAACCUCUCAGUCACUGCAGCUCUAUCCACCAAACUGAGAGGUCACGAGGUGUUGUCCUCCCUGUGCCUGUGUGUGGCUGCCUACCUCUCACUCUAUCCUGCAGUCCUCAUCUUCCCAUUCAUGAUCAUGUCCUACAGGGAUGGGUGUGUGUUUGGAGCUGGUAAACAGUUGUGUCUGAUGGUGUGCUGGAGUGCAGUGUUGCUAGGGGGGUCAGCCUGGGUCAUGGGGUCAUGGGACUUCAUGCAAGCUGUGUAUGGAGUCAUGCUCUCUGUCCCGGACCAGACUCCCAACCUCGGCCUGUUCUGGUACUUCUUUACUGAGACGUUUGAGCACUUCAGAAUAUUCUUCCUCUGUGUGUUCCAGAUGAAUGCCUUCAUCUACGUCAUCCCUCUCACCAUACGCUUCAGUGACCACCCAGUGUUUCUGACGUACAUUCUCCUCUCUGUGACGACCUUGUUCAAGUCCUACCCGUGUCUGAGCGACCUCACCGUCCCACUAGCACUCCUGCCACUCUGGACACACACAUUCAGAUACCUGCGCUACACUCUGGUGGUGGUGGUCAUGUUCCUGGCCUCCUCUCUCCUCUGUCCUGUCCUCUGGUACCUCUGGAUCCAUGCAGGCAGUGCUAACGCUAACUUCUUCUUUGCCAUGACUCUCACCUACUCACUAGCUCAGAUCUUCCUGGUGGCUGAUGUGAUCUACUCGUUCCUAGUCCACCAGUACGACCUCAAACACGGUCUACCAAGACUGUACCAACUGGGCAAACCAGUCAAACUGAAACUAUAUUGAGAGCUAACUAGGAAUUCAUGAAUAUCCACAUUCUGUGAUUUUUGAAAUAUU
Halichondria panicea is the source of this 1355-nucleotide messenger RNA. Its product is annotated as phosphatidylinositol glycan anchor biosynthesis class U protein-like. Lineage: Eukaryota; Metazoa; Porifera; Demospongiae; Suberitida; Halichondriidae. The transcript has 12 exons. The record is from RefSeq and is a predicted model, not a curated record. Gene Ontology annotation, cellular component: GPI-anchor transamidase complex; membrane. Bases 18 to 1304 code for a protein of 428 amino acids. Gene Ontology annotation, biological process: attachment of GPI anchor to protein.